UCAUGGAAGAUAACAAAGUCAACACAAAAUAAGUUAGGGUUCACAAUAGGAGAACCUUUUGUGUGCAGAGUUUACACAAAAACAAACUACUGUAAUCUUGUGAUUCCCAGGCUUUAUAGUCAGGGGAUAACAAACUGUGUUAACUCUGCACACAAAAGGUCCUCCUGAACCCUGACUUUGUUUCACUUUGGCAUUUAUGUAGCCUAAAAUUUUUCCUUUUGCAAUAAUACAUCGAUGGUUGUUGGUUGGAUUCUGCAUGAAUAAAUAUUAGGCUUUUAGAUGGAAGUUUUGAAAACUAAUUCAGACCUAAAUUUCCAAAAGGUAAUGCUCUUUUCAAAACCAUCAAUACAGUUGGAGUUUUCCCAAUAAAAAAAUGUACGAGCUUUUUUAGUUAACUCAUGGAAAAGUGGGAGAUGCUAUUGCGAAUUUGCAAGAAAAUAAGCCUUAUUUGAAUAUGCAAUCCUCAUUGUCCAAAAACUCUAUCAAUUCUACGGAUUCUUCAGUUUUCAGUAAAAGAACUUCAUUUUUCGUUUUUCCUAUUCCGUUUUUUUUUGGGGGGGGGGGGGGGGGUCGAAACUGCCUUCUAUAUGACAUACAGGAGAACUGCCGGCUACCCUGCAUAGGGAUCUGUGUUUUACCAGCUUUUGAAGGAGCGUGGGCUGCUGCCUGCAAGCAGGGGGCAUCUACGGUUCUCGUACCACCAGAACUAGAGUUCCUUGUUGGGCCAAUCUCGUUCUCUGGGCCUUACUGCAAACCAAACAUUAUCUUCCAGCUGGAAGGAACAAUUCUAGCUCCAACCGGUGCUAAAGCCUGGGGUUCUGGCUUGCUCCAAUGGCUUGAGUUCACCAAACUAAACGGAAUAGUAAUUCAAGGCAAUGGCAUCAUCAACGGAAGAGGGCAACAGUGGUGGACCUACUCAGACCCAGAUGAUGAGGAUGAUGAUGACACGCAGUACAAUGUGGAGCUUGAUAGAAUGCCACAGAUCAAACCUACAGCAUUGAGGUUCUAUGGUAGUUUCAAAGUUGUGGUAGCUGAUAUCACUAUUAUCAACAGCUCACAGUGCCAUCUUAAGUUCGACAACUGUCAAGAAGUGAUGGUCCAUGAUGUGACUAUAUCCUCCCCUGAGAACAGUCUCAACACUGACGGAAUACACCUGCAGAACUCCAAAGAUGUCAGCAUUCAUCAUACAAACUUGGCUUGCGGUGACGAUUGUAUCUCCAUCCAGACAGGAUGCAGCAACAUAAAUAUACACAACGUGAAUUGUGGACCAGGCCAUGGAAUCAGCAUAGGUGGACUAGGCCGGGACAACACAAAAGCAUGUGUUUCAAAUGUUACUGUAAGAGAUAUCAACAUGUUCAGAACCACGACUGGCGUCAGAAUCAAGACCUGGCAGGGUGGUAUAGGAUUGGUUCAAGACAUAAGGUUCUCAAAUAUACAAGUCUCGGAAGUUCAGAUGCCUAUUAUGAUAGAUCAGUUUUAUUGCGACAGAAGCACUUGUAGAAAUCAAACAUCAGCAGUGGCAGUAUCUGGGGUUCAGUAUGAGAACAUCAGAGGGACAUUUACAAUCAAGCCUGUCCAUUUUGCAUGCAGUGAUAGCUUACCUUGUUCAGGGAUCUCUCUUACCGGAGUGCAACUCAGACCAGUGCAAAUACCCCACUACCACCUAAACAACCCAUUCUGCUGGCAAGCUUUUGGGGAGCUCUACACUCCAACCGUCCCUCCCGUAGCUUGCCUGCAGAUUGGAAAACCCGCUGGGAACAACUUACAAUCAUACCAUGACAUAUGUUGAAACAGUGAAAGUGCAUUCGUCUGCUAAUUGGUGCUUAUCCAUGAGUGGUCGUUGUGAUACUUCCGACCCCUUUGCACCAUUGCUUGGUGGUGUGCAUAUAUACAGUUAUUUUGAGGUCAUUGUUAUUAGCAUUUUAACCUUUUAAUGAAAGCAAACAUUGAAACAUAUAUUUUCAUUCGAAGUAGUCAUACGGCAAGCAUAUGUAUUUGAGUUUUCCAAAAAAUAUGAGUAAACAUGAUGUCAAAAGAUUGGUUGGUUAAGGAAAGGUCAAUAAGUAGAGCUACAGCAAAGGGUCCAAAGGAAAAUGGUAAAUACAUAAUCCUGAACAAUCAAAUUGAUAUGCAGAAAACAGAUUGCUAAGGAUAUAUAAAAGCAAUAGAUUACCACCUUAGUAAAUGUAACGGGAAAAUUACUUGGACCAAAAGAAAAGAAAAUAGUUAUUUAGGGAAACUAGAAAAUGCUUAGAACAAUGAGCAAGUGUAAUAUAGUCAGUUUCUAGUUAACAAGUGCUACCUGUUAUUGCAAUGCACAAAUAUAGUAUUCAAUAAAGAAAAGUAUAUAACAUUUAGGAACAAAAUUAAUGGGUUAAGUGGGAAAUAUUUUGGAAAUUGGUGGAAAAAAUGUUCCAAAGAGAUCAAAAUAGUUGCAGAAUAAUUAUAUGCAGACAUAGGAUGAGUGAUUAACUAGAAUUAGUAGCUGAGUACAUGACAUUCAGAAGUGCACAAUUAUUAAUUAGUAUAUAAAUAACAUGCCUCUGCAUAUAAUAUUUUUUUCUUGUGUUUUCGAGAACCUCAGCUAAACCAGAACAAAGCAGUGUAAAAAUAGUAAAUAUGAAAUAUGGGGAUAACAGGGCCUGGACUGGAUAAGUAAUUUCGCCUUUCUUAAAAAAAACUCGACUGACCUAGGAAGAACUAAGUGACAUUAUAAAUAAGAAGAAAUAGGCACCCAAAUUCGCGUCGAAGAGGACUCUAACCUGGGUGGUCUAGGUAAUUUCCCCAUUCUUAUUGGCAUAUAAUGGGGAGAAAACUGAACGCAGGAUCCAUAACUGUAA
Phragmites australis (common reed) is the source of this 2840-nucleotide messenger RNA. Its product is annotated as polygalacturonase At1g48100-like. Bases 455 to 1789 code for a protein of 444 amino acids. Gene Ontology annotation, molecular function: polygalacturonase activity. The transcript is spliced from 7 exons. Gene Ontology annotation, biological process: carbohydrate metabolic process. NCBI's taxonomy places the organism in Eukaryota, Viridiplantae, Streptophyta, Magnoliopsida, Poales, Poaceae. The record is from RefSeq and is a predicted model, not a curated record.